AUGGCCGGGGGUUUGAUUCUGCCCACCUUGAUGCUAAUCGGUGGGCUUGGCAUAAACGUCUCAGUCGCCCAUGUACCAGAAAGCCAGAAACUUGCAGUGUCGAGCACUACUGAAGGCGAAUAUGUGGCUCAUUUGGUUACUGAGAAAGAAGAAGAUAAUGGCUCUCCUCUAUGUCUUAUUAUUGCAAAAACAGGAAAGGCUAUCGAUGCGCCAUGUUCCAGAUGUAGUUCAUGUAAUGUGGUUUGCAAGACCUUCAUAAAGCACUCAUCAGAAUCUAUCACGGUUGAAAAUGCACCGAAUCCUCAGAAAAUCUCGGUGGUACCAGCACUCAUCAGACGGUAUCAGAUUCUUGAAUCUGCUCCUUCUAUAACACCAGAGCGAGCAGUUACUUCAACCGGAACCAAGAAGACAACCAUCGAUAGCCAGACCAGCCGGAAAUCUACUCGACGAAGUACCACGAAAGCUGUCAAGAGAGCAACGCUGACUCCCGUUGGUAGUUCGCUCACGAGCAGUAUCUCAGCAAGCUCGAACAAGACAACGGGACCAGGAGAACCCUCAGGGAAUGUCAGAACCACUGAACCAGAUUCUAUCCAACCAACUAUGAGCGAAAUGACUGAAUGGAACGGUACUGAGAACGAGAUAAAUGAAACUGAAAAAGUUGGAAUAUUGAUCUCAUUCCAGAGUCCUCGUAAACGUAGAAGAAAUCCUGGUCGAUACACGCAUAAAGGUUUCUGA
This is a messenger RNA of Anisakis simplex (herring worm), 735 nucleotides long. The record is from the annotation of a GenBank genome assembly. NCBI's taxonomy places the organism in Eukaryota, Metazoa, Nematoda, Chromadorea, Rhabditida, Anisakidae.